This is a messenger RNA of Cucumis sativus (cucumber), 1022 nucleotides long. RefSeq lists its product as uncharacterized. Gene Ontology annotation, cellular component: ribosome; mitochondrial large ribosomal subunit. The record is from RefSeq and is a predicted model, not a curated record. Gene Ontology annotation, molecular function: structural constituent of ribosome. Lineage: Eukaryota; Viridiplantae; Streptophyta; Magnoliopsida; Cucurbitales; Cucurbitaceae. Gene Ontology annotation, biological process: translation. The transcript has 3 exons. Bases 3 to 674 code for a protein of 223 amino acids.
AAAUGAAAAGAAAAAGGAAAUGUACCCUACGGUUCCUCGCACUUCUGUUCACACCCCACCCCACCUUCGCCACAGCGCACACCGCCGCUAACCCACAGGGAAUUUUCUUUCUUCUCCCUCGAUCUCCAGCGGCAGCUACACCAACUUUUCAUUUUGCUGCACACUGUCACCAACCUCACUGCCACGCCCACCUUUUAUUUCUAAGGGUUAGUGAGCUCGUUCUUUUGCUAAUGGCGUCCAAACUUCUUAUUCGUACGGGAAGUUCUUUGAUGAAUCGAUUGCGAUUAAGCUCAGCGCAUCAGAAUAACAGGAUUUGGGGUAGCCAAGCUCUGUCCCAUGGCCAUGGCGUUGAAGUUACUCCGAUGCUUUUUCCUUCAGUUUCUAAGCACCAGACUGCUCAUCCUUUGCAGCAGAAUGACACCGAAUCGUUGAGGCAGCUCCAAUCGGAAGGCAUUUUCUUUCCUUUUGGGCUUCCUUCGCUCCGGUUCUUUUUGCCUGACGGAGAUGCUUCUUCAACACAAGAACCGAUGCUCUUAUUUCCUAAAAGGACAUUUCAACCUAGCACCAUCAGGCGAAAAAGGAAUCAUGGUUUUUUUGCUCGCAAAGCAACCAAGGGAGGACGGAAAGUUAUUGCUCGAAGGAUUGCAAAGGGGCGCUCAAGAAUAACUGCAUAAUGUUCAUCUCAAGUCAGGUGCAAUUGAAUCGCCCUACCAAUAUCUUAUUGUGUUAGUUUUUUUAAAUUUAAAAUUAACUCAAUAGAAUGGUAUCGCUGGCUGAAUAACCCCUUUUGUCUUUCUUCUUAGGCCUCGGAAUACAGUCUGUAUAAACUUCUCUGUUUUUAGAAUUACCAUGCAUUAAACACCUUCCAUAUUGAAGUUUAAGUUACUCUUAAUUUUUAUUUCUUUCUUAACUUAGCUAGAGAAUUGUUUACUUUUGGUUCAUGGUGAGUGUUGAUACUGGCUCCUGAGCAAAUAAACAAACUCAAGUCCGAAAGUUGGGAAAAGGAAGAGGAUGUGAUUUUU